Messenger RNA from Pseudovirgaria hyperparasitica, 1529 nucleotides. RefSeq lists its product as uncharacterized. The transcript has 3 exons. Bases 116 to 1312 code for a protein of 398 amino acids. Lineage: Eukaryota; Fungi; Ascomycota; Dothideomycetes; Acrospermales; Acrospermaceae. The record is from RefSeq and is a predicted model, not a curated record.
CACGAUGCUCAAUUUAAGGUUAAUGUAAGUCUACAGUAAAACGCCCACUAGAUUAGCUAGCACCUCAGCAGCGCGAUCCCCGCAACCCACCGACGCGUCUUCUCGCGUCACCCAGAUGCCCAAAAUCUUUUACCCUUUCCCGCUCAUUCGUACCACCUGUAUUCACCACCAAUCACCCACCAUGACAGCUGAAGCUCCCCGAAAACGCGGACGGCCCAGGAAGAUCGUCGCGACCACUGCGCCAGAAAUAUCUGUACAAGAAAACGCGCCGACAAAGGCGACGACGACCCGCACGCUUGCUACGAAAGCUACGAAAGCUUCACCGAAGAAGGCUUCGGGUAAGAAUGUGAAGGCGUCGGUGAAGACGUCGGCGAAGAGCGUUGUGAAGGAACAGAUAUUGGAGUCCACGCCAGAGAGUACUGGAGAACCUACUGUUACAAUUGUGCCGGAAUGUAGUCCAGAGAGAACUCCACAAUCUACUGUGGAAUGUUUACCAGAAAUCAUAAAGGAAAGCAUUGCAAAAUCUGCUACAGAAUCUGUUCCAAAACCUACUCCACAACCUACUCCAGAAUCUAUUUCAGAAUUUUCUCCAAACCACAAGUUAGAAUCUACUUCAGACACUCCACCGGAAGCAACUCAAUUCAAAAGAACUACCGAUGACACACAUCUGGAAGUAGAGCUAGCUACGAUCGCAGCUGCAGCACCUACCGUCGAGCCUAAAACGAGCGCAACGAGCAUUGAAUCCCCUACUUCCACCAUCCAACCCCCGACGCAGCAAACCCCCGUGACACCCGCAACGUCCAAGAUUCUGAAAGAGGUCAAUGCAGCACGUGCGACUGCGGCGGAGCUCGCGAAACAGACUGUUCCCCCUCGCCAUACUAUUCCUCCAGUAAGAAUCCCACCGACGUCUGUUGCAUCCGCAUCUGCGACACAUCCUCCUUCGAAAAAAGUCCCUCAGUCUGCAGAACGAAUCAGGGCGUUGGCACCAGCGGAAGCUUCGCGAACGUUGUCGCGAGGUGGUUUGCUCGAGGAAUCGCGGAAGAAGAGUGCUGCAUCUAGUGCGUCUGUGACGGCCACGGCGGGACCAAAUGGGCCUGCGGCAGGGACAAUAGGGGGUGCGCCUGAUGCUGCGAUGCGGUACAAGUCGACGUCGAGGAAGGUAUUGACGAUCAUGGUCGGGCUGCCACUUGUGAUAGUGACGAGCUACGAGUUGUACCAAAGAUUGGUGCUUGGGAAGGACAGGACGCCGCUUCUGGAGGCGGCUGUGAAGCCGAUGCGGGAACCGCUGGCAAAGCUGGAGGAGGAACAAUGAUUCGGAACGAACAUAAAAGUGUGAAUAACGAACAUGACGCAUGUCUUUAAGACAUUUAGUGGAAAUAUGCGACAUGUAUCUUCUCAUGUCGGAUGUUGUACAUAUAUAUACAUAUACAUAGUCAUACAGGGGGCAUGUCUACCAGCUCUCCUUCGCCAAAUAUACACACUUUUCACGACCAAUUCAGGCCUCCGUCCUGACUCCUCCCAAUCCCGAC